Aspergillus ruber CBS 135680 is the source of this 553-nucleotide messenger RNA. RefSeq names its product putative ssDNA binding protein Ssb3. The transcript is spliced from 3 exons. NCBI's taxonomy places the organism in Eukaryota, Fungi, Ascomycota, Eurotiomycetes, Eurotiales, Aspergillaceae. Gene Ontology annotation, molecular function: single-stranded DNA binding; damaged DNA binding. Gene Ontology annotation, biological process: nucleotide-excision repair; double-strand break repair via homologous recombination; DNA replication. Bases 107 to 475 code for a protein of 122 amino acids. The record is from RefSeq and is a predicted model, not a curated record. Gene Ontology annotation, cellular component: site of double-strand break; nucleus; DNA replication factor A complex.
CAACACCAACAUCAACAUAUUCUACAGAGCACUUCUCUUAAUUUACAAAUACUAAACGACCCCCACCGAAAAAAAAAAGCCACUCUAUACCCAGAACAAAAGCAAAAUGUCACUCCAAACCCCCCGCGUCCUCCCCGCCCACCUGCACGCCUUCCACCCCUCCAGCGGCGCCAAUUCAACACACACAAUCCGCCUGCUCGGCACCGUAUCCGCACUACACGGCGACACAGCAACGAUAACAUGUGGUGGAAACGGGGACGUCACGCUUGUUCUACGCCCAGACUCGCAUCUGCAGAUGGGAAAGUUGGUGGAGGUUGUUGGGAAGGUUAUGGAUCUUGAGGGGGGUGGUCUUGGCGUGAGGGUUCUUGGGACAACGGACUGGGGGAAUUCGGCUGAUUGUGAUUACAAAAUUUAUGAAAAGGUCGUCGAGGCUACGCACAAGUUGAAGUCUAUUUUUUAUGAUUCGAAUGAGUAAUGACGUUGUUUAUGGUUAUGUUUAGCUAUAAUGAAGACUUUGACAAUACAUAUGGCACCAACGAGCUUGAGUAGGCGU